This is a messenger RNA of Aspergillus nidulans FGSC A4, 1257 nucleotides long. RefSeq names its product HNH endonuclease signature motif containing protein. The transcript has 3 exons. The record is from RefSeq and is a predicted model, not a curated record. Lineage: Eukaryota; Fungi; Ascomycota; Eurotiomycetes; Eurotiales; Aspergillaceae. The coding region runs from base 1 to 1194 and encodes 397 amino acids.
AUGGCGCAGCAUCGACAUCAAUCAUCCUUAGAGACUGUGUUGGAUUUCUCUCCAGCCUUUCUCUUAACUCCACAGCAAAGACAAAAGGCCUAUGCGCUUCUGCAUCUCUUCAUACAGGAUUAUGGCCUCGGACAAAGCGUUCAGAGGGGUUACAAGCCAGCAAAGCUCAUUGAGGAGAUGUCUAAACGAGUGACAUCCACAGACACGUUUCUAAGGUUCCUUUUCUUAUAUAUCUAUGAGAUUCUCAACGCUGAUGGAGAAGCUGGAGACACUGAUAUGGGUUCGGUCCUGUCUUAUCUCGAGUCCUUUGCUGGAAACCGAAGUAUGGACCCAAGCAGAAGGAUGCAUAUAAAGGGCGCUCUUGAGAACUUUGCUGAGUAUAUUGUCGACAACUUCCUUCUUCCACUCAGGGCUUCAUCUGUCAAAACACCACAAAUAACACCUACAGCAUUGUCCUUGAGUCAAACACCUACACAAGUGGGCACGAAACAGCGCAUCUCUAUCUUACGGAAGGCCUGUCUUGUACGUGAUCACCACCGGUGUGUGAUAUCCCGCAAAUUCGAUAUCGUCGAGGCCCGGAAGCGCUUCCAAGAGAAUGGGGAUAAUUCUAAAGACGACGACGGAAACCUUCUGAGCAAUGAAUCACGGGGUGGAUUCCAGCAUCUCGAAGUUGCGCACAUUCUCCCUCACAGCUUGACAACGUUAGCGCAGGGAGAAUCAGAAUUGAGCGAGUCAAAGAUGAAUGUGUUUCGCAUCUUAGACAUGUUUGACCCUGGGCUCAGCCACCGUCUUGAUGGACCAAAUAUCGAUAGUUCUGUUAAUGCUCUUACAUUGACGCUUGAUUAUCAUCGACUUUUUGGUGAAUUCCAAAUUUAUUUCGAACCCACAGGGAGGCCGCUUGAGUAUAAGAUCGACUCGCUUGAAAACAGUCCCUUCCUACGCGAUCCACUCUUCCCGGUUACUCGUACGCUGACCCUUAGUCCAAACCUGACGAUCGACCCGCCAGACCCCAGACUUCUCCGUGUCCACAGUGCCAUUGCACAUAUUAUGAAGCUCAGCGGGGCGGGUGACUAUAUCGAGAGAGUCCUUCGUGACAUGCAGGAGGUGGACGUUCAAGCAGAUGGCUCGACAAAUUUAGGUUAUAUGAUGGGUUUGCGACUCAACGGCUGGUUAAACACUUUGUCUGUAUUUUAGCGCCUUGACCCGGCAACUGCAAGGAGAGCUCGCAGCAAUGGAACGGCAUAAUUUGGGUACUCG